AAAAAAGGACAUCGCUCUAAUCCUUGAUGAUUUAGAAAUUGAGAGACGGUUGCGACAAGUAAGAAAGUGGGCCACCCGGGAACUGGAAUAUAAAAAUAGUUCCUUUUGGCUAAUAUAAUAAUAGUGGAUGAAAUAACAAAACUCUAACUGGGCAGACCCUUAAUCACUUCUACUGGACUAUGCAUAGGACUACCCACGGAGCGGUGAAAAGAAAGAAUGUAUUCCUAUUGAUUCUAAGGGAGAACGAAGGACGGAGUGGAGGAUGGAGGCGGAUCGGUUGGAACGCGGGCUAGCCGGCCGGGAGGUUCGAUUCCUCCCCGAUUCCUAUUUACUCGAUCCAUUGUUCCCUUGUUCGUGCUUAAGGUUCAUAGUCCUUUAGCUCUUAUUACAGUGGUUGACAGUGGCUUAUGAAAGUGGUACCCCUUUCUUUACUUUAAACAGUGGUUUACACAGGUUGAAUGAUACAAGCAGGAAGCAAACAACAGGAAGAACCAGAGCGGGUGUAGAUGCUCGGGAAGGAACGGGAGCUGAAGCAACAGGAAUUGGUCAACGAGUAGGAAGACUUGGAAAAAGGUGGCUAACACUAAUAUGCCUAUCAACUACUAUGGUGGUCAUCAUCGCUAUGGCAUGCACUGUGGCAUGUUCUAUGGUGCCUAGCCUAUGCUGCUGGCCAACUACAGAUCGAUAGUGAGAUUAUGAUGCUAUGCAGUGACGGAUGCUCGUAAUAGAGAUUCUGAUCUUCGUUAUCGGGAGUAAGAUCCAGAAUUUACUUCAAGUAGGGAUCCUAGUGCUAGUGGUGAUCGGGGUUCUGUCUUUCGUGAUCGUUAGGAAGAGCCGGAUGCUAGUGAUCUAUAUUUUUAUGUUUGGGAUCGAAAGAUUCUGAUGUUCGUAAGCGAGACCCAGAUCCUCCAGUAGCACCAGCAACAGCAAAUAAGCUACCACCUGAUGCAGUCUUUCGAUCUUUUUGGGUUGCAUGCCCAAGGCAAUGUUUUUUGUAAUUGAGAUGGAUUGAUCUUCGCUAUCGUGCCUCUUCCAUCCCUUCGGUCCUCGCUCUAACUUAGAACUUAUAGCAUAUAGGCUACCUACGGUUUCCCAGUAAGAACAUUAAGAAUAGUCCAGGAUGCGGGAUAAGCGCUGUUAAAGACUGAAUUGCGUAAGUAAGAGAAUCUUUAUUAACAGCACAGCUCAUCUUCCGCACCAGUAGUCAGUCUUCUCUAUAAGCAAUUCUCAAUGCCUAUAGUAUCCGUCUUUUUUUUCAGUCUACCGUGCGUGGCUAGCUUAUUGUUAAUCAAUAAUCCCAGUGUAGGCUUUUUCGUUCCGUAAACUACACUCGCUAUAUGUUUAAGCAAUCCCUCUUUCUGAAGCAUUGAGCAAGGCAAAAAAAAAAGUAAGCCAUUGAACUUUAGAGUUCCCUGUGUUAAGAGAAGAACUUGCUUUAUUAACUGCAACUAUCAAACCCCGGGAUUUCAGAUGAAAGAAUGAGUUAAGAAGAGAGAUCCCAUUGUUUCUAGAUACCCGUGAAAGUGACUCCUUUACUUUACUUGGGGCAUGCCCCUAAUAAAUAAACUUCCUAUGGCAAAUGCCAAAGCCAAGCUUACUUAAUUGAAUCUUUUAGUUUGAAAGCACAGUGGAAUCUGGAUCUGCGAGAUAUGGAUAUGAAAGAGGAUAUGCUCGAACCGGACCGCAUCUCUAGUUGCACAUAGAUAAUCUGCUGGUGGACCCCCUUUCCUUUCUUUGAUUCAAAACUCGGUCGAAUACGUCGUUCACCUUUGUGGUGGAUCGACGAGAGUGCGCCUAGCCAGGAGUGUGAUUGGUGUCACCUUCCGUGCGCUAGCUGUGCCUUUGCCGGAUGUUUAUUCGCCCACUCCUUCACAGAGCGAUGACUAAGAGUCGGGAAUUCUCAUUUAGUAGAGCCUGAAAGCCGCGCUUGGCUUGAUUCCUACCACGGACGGGGAUACGUUUCAUCCAUAUCGCCGGCCUCACAUGGACGGAGAUGCUUAUGCUUAUCAUAUCACGGCUUCCUAAGAUGCUAACACAGGGGCAACUAUUGCUACGGGAGCUUAUUGGUGGAGCAAGAAGAGUGGAGUAAUGUCCACGUGGAAAUUUAUUUUUUUUCAUUUGAAUUAAACAUCAAGAGCUUCCUCGUUUCGUACUCAACUCAAUCAGUAGAUCAAUGAUUCGAAUGCGCAUCCCUAUCCAGUCAAUAAAGAAAGAUUAGGUUCGCGCUUCAGCCUUUAUUUGAUUCGAAAGAAAAACGAAGAAAUCUCGUUGUCGCGGGCAGGCCUAUGUACCAUCUGUAUACUCGAGAGACGAGUUGACAGGAAGAGAGUAAUAAAACAUGGUCAGGUCAUCUGGAUCGUUUCAUCGAGCAACAAAUGGGUGGGCGACCCUUCUUGCUUGGCCGUCAAAGAGAGGAUAGGAAUUGGCUUAACUAUCGGAGUUGCUAGCAGAUCGAAAUCGGAGGGAAUCAGUGCCAAUCAGUCACUUAUACAGCCAGCCUUGGAAUCAGAUCAGUCAUUCCAGCAAACGUAGGCUUUAAAGCCGGAGUGCGUCAGGUUGCUUCUUCGAGUCGAUCCAUAUCAAAUAGCUUGAUUGGUCGAAUGACCAGGAGGGGCUAAAGCCAUUCACCGCCUUUUCCAAAGGAUUCUCGCGUCCCCUUUCCUUCCUAAAAUCUGCCUCCAGCAAGAUAUCGAUAUAUGAUGAAGACUCCAGUCGUCGGUGAAAUCGAACCUAGGUUUCGGGGAGCUGGGCAGAAGGAAAAAGAUGCCGUCUAGCUACGGAUCAUAGUGACCGCUAUUAAAGAGCAUCACGUGCGAGCUAAAAAGAUCGUUUGCCCAAAUGCCAAAAGCAAAUGAACCAAUUCACUUGAGUGAAAAGGAGGGCUUUUCCUUCUUUCAUCUCAAGCUCCCGCAUCACCCGAUUGAGUCUUAUCAUCGGCAACAGCCAAGCCCAUUUUGUUUAAGGGCUGGGCAAAGCUCUGAAAUACUCGAGAUUGUCUCCUUCUAAUCGAGGCAAGGAUUUCUUAAAUGAAAGGAAGCUUUUUUCAGGCUCUUGGCAGUUAACGAAAUGUCAUCUAAGAGCAGAUGCCCUCCUCCUCACCGACUCUUCCACUCUAAGCUUAUUACUAGGCCAAAUUUCAUAGUUAUCCGAGAUAGAAAGAAGUAGGUCUCGCUUUCUGUGCGGCAUGAACCCACUGAUUGGAAGACAAUACCUAUAGGGGGCUGGUAAUUGAAAUCCGAAUAAGCUGGUCAAGUAGAAGGAACUCCCAGAGUGUGAAGCCCCUUGGAGUAGGGGUAGGGGGAUGAGACUUGGUCUGGGGCAAUUGCACCGUUCUCUCCCUCCGCACAUGACUAAUCGAGAACGAACUUCGCAAUUAGAAUGACUCGACCUUCUCAGGCACUGCGGAAUGGUCCCAGAAAGGAGUCGAAGAUUCCAGUCCUGUCGAAGGCUAAGUCCCUGGAAUCUUCGACAGUAGGGUCAGAAUCAACCUAGUUCUCAUAGCAGGGAGUAGCGACUGCUUAGUCUGGUAAGCUUGUGCUGCAAUUCCUUAAUUGACUUGCUCUUGGACUUUGUUCCAGACUGGUAGGCAGCUUGUGUGCGGGGUGAAAGGACGAGAACCUGCUGGCAUCGAUACCGCCUUUCUUUAGGGACUGACUUCUUCAUUAGCUGUCAUCACUCUAUGGGCUAGCCCGCUUGAGCGAGUUCCUCACGAUUGCUCCUUGUGAUGCAGGGGACUCCCUAUCAAGCCCUCUUGAUCAAUUUGAGAUAAUCCCAUUGAUAAAGGAGAAUCUUUCUCUUUUUGCAUUCGUUUUCUUAGUAAUUUUAACCUUGCUGUUCUACAUAUACAAGAGGGGGUUCAUCAAGCAACAUUUCAAAUACGUGGAAUUGGUAAUUGAGUUCAAUAGUGAUAAGGGUCAUAAUAUAUAUUGUUCCAAGUUUUGCGUGUCCCAUAAAGGAAGAGUUAUGGAAUUUUACCAAAAGGAAAAAGAAGGAAGUCCUCAAGGGGAAUCUUAUAUUGAGAAGGAAGGAUAUAAAAAGGAUAAGGGAAUCCUUAAUGGGUUUGUUGAAAUGGAGAAAAGGCAAGAACGAUAAAGGCGACGGCGCACGUUUACCUACAAGGCGUAUUGGUUAUAACAUUUGAAUUUCUCUUACAUUCCACGUUUCCGAAACGGAUCCUAUCAAAUAUUUUACAUUUUCUAUGAUCAUCUCUAUUUUAGGUAUUCGGGGAAUCCUCCUUAAUAGACGAAAUAUUCCUAUUAUGUCAAUGCCAAUUGAAUCAAUGUUAUUAGCUGUGAAUUCGAACUUUUUGGUAUUUUCCGUUUCUUCGGAUGAUAUGAUGGGUCAAUCAUUUGCUUCAUUGGUUUCAACGGUGGCAGCUGCGGAAUCCGCUAUUGGGUUAGCCAUUUUCGUUAUAACUUUCCGAGUCCGAGGGACUAUUGCUGUAGAAUUUAUUAAUAGCAUUCAAGGGUCAGGGCCUUUCUCGCUGGGCGAAUUGAGUUCCACGAAUAUGCCUAGAAAGAUGCUAUUUGCUGCUAUUCCAUCUAUUUGUGCAUUAAGUUCGAAGAAGAUCUCAAUCUAUAAUGAAGAAAUGAUAGUAGCUCGUUGUUUUAUAGGCUUCAUCAUAUUCAGUCGGAAGAGUUUAGGUAAUACUUUCAAAGUUACUCUCGACGGGAGAAUCCAGGCUAUUCAGGAAGAAUCGCAGCAAUUCCCCAAUCCUAACGAAGUAGUUCCUCCGGAAUCUAAUGAACAACAACGAUUACUUAGGAUCAGUUUGCGAAUUUGUGGCACCGUAGUAGAAUCAUUACCAAUGGCACGCUGUGCGCCUAAGUGCGAAAAGACAGUGCAAGCUUUGUUAUGCCGAAACCUAAAUGUUAAGUCAGCAACACUUCCAAAUGCCACUUCUUCCCGUCGCAUCCGUCUUCAGGACGAUCUAGGCACAAAGUUUCACUUAUUAGUUAGGAGGAGAUUUUGCCCCCAGUGUAUCUCGAAAGCAGAAAAAAUAGAACUCAUUCGAGAGAGCUUGGUGGUCUUAAGAAUGGUUCGGGUGGGGGGUUCUAUUAAGAAUAAAUAAGACGAAUAGAAUCUAAUUCAUGUUCAUGCUAACAGAAGAGCGGAUCCAAUACACAGACAACUUCUUUCUCAAAAAGUACUUGCUGCACUUCUUUCUCAUGAAGCUGCUUUGCAAGAAAGGAGUUAGUUCCCUCCGGGGGUGGGGUUCUGAGAGCCCAUGCUUCCUACGCUCCAGCCCUUAGCCCUUAACUCCUUAGCACAAGCACUAAGUAAGCCCGUGAAGGCCUUCAAUAUCGCACCUACUAGGACUGAAAUUUCGUUUUCGAAGAGGACUACUUCUUUCUUUUCUGUACGCUAGGGUCGUUCGGGCGGAAAACCGAGUUGCGUACUGGGUUAAGCUUAGUCCUUUGGACCUUUCAAUCAAUCUCGCAACUUUUUUAGAUUAGCUAGGGCCGCCCGCACGCUUUAAGGGUUGUUGAAGGUAUUGCACUAAGAAAGACUCCUGCCGUUGCUAUGCUAAAGGUAAUAUUUUCUUUGAAAGCCGCUCCAGCAAUUUAUUUAAAAAAAGAAGAGCAAGACAAGAAAGAUAAGGCUCGAAAGCUGCGAAUAAAGUCGAGCUGCUCUAAUCGAGCUGUGAAAUCGGUGUGGUGAGGUAUUGGAAGUGUUCAGCGAAUUUAGAUAAAGACACUAAAAAAGAGCACCGUGCUAUACUGGCGGAGCUUCAGCAAAACUAGGUAGGUAGCUUUCGCUAAUGAGAGAUGGAUUUGGGGAUUCGAUUAGGUCUCCUAAUUCAUGGAAUUCGUUUUCUCUUUAUUAGUUUAUUUUUAAAGCAGCAUUCUCCCUUGACUCGAUCUUUCAUUGAAUUAUCGAUAGAACGUUGAUCAAUAUUCAGGAAGAGAUCGAGGAUCACAGCAGGAUCCUAUCUGAUCUUUGUCAACACAGGACUCGAAGCCCCCUGCUCAAACUAAAGGGUAAUCCUUCGGAAUUGAAAAUUCCUAUCUUUCGGAUUUCUUAUAUUAAUUAUAGUGGAGGGGAGAAGACUCAUUUUGAAUUCUAUUAUCUAUAUAGGGGGGGAGCCAUUGUGAAGCCUAGAGAGGCGGAAGCGGCAAAUCGCUUCUACCGAGUUCCACAACAGCAGCUUAGCUUAGUAGCUUAACUCUUUCUACUGGCG
Vigna unguiculata (cowpea) is the source of this 6181-nucleotide messenger RNA. Lineage: Eukaryota; Viridiplantae; Streptophyta; Magnoliopsida; Fabales; Fabaceae. The record is from RefSeq and is a predicted model, not a curated record.